Staurois parvus is the source of this 318-nucleotide messenger RNA. Lineage: Eukaryota; Metazoa; Chordata; Amphibia; Anura; Ranidae. The record is from the annotation of a GenBank genome assembly.
AUUGAUGUGCACUGGUAGGCACUGAUAUGUGGCACUGAUGUGCAAUGAUGGGCACUUACAGGUGGCAUUGAUGGGCACUGACAGGUGCCCUGAUCAGGGCACUGAUGAUCAGUGUAGAUGUCCCCUCUGAGGAAUGCCGAUUACCGGCUCUCCUCUCCUCACGAGCUGUCAGCGGUAGGAGAGGACUGCCGGUUGUCAGAUCGUGAGGAAAGUACUGCCGAGAACCGGCAGUUGUUAGAGCAGGGAUCGGCACCGAUCAUCAGGGCACUGAUGAUCAGUGACCUGAUGAUCGGUGCCCAGCAGUGCCACCCACAAGUU